Messenger RNA from Eptesicus fuscus (big brown bat), 1049 nucleotides. RefSeq names its product family with sequence similarity 221 member A (gene FAM221A). NCBI's taxonomy places the organism in Eukaryota, Metazoa, Chordata, Mammalia, Chiroptera, Vespertilionidae. The coding region runs from base 64 to 900 and encodes 278 amino acids. The record is from RefSeq and is a predicted model, not a curated record. The transcript is spliced from 7 exons.
CUCUCGCGCGCGCGGCUGGGUUGGAGCCCGCGGCGUCCGCGCCUCUCGCUUCCCCGCGGGGCCAUGGAGCGGCUGACGUUGCCGCCGGGCGGCGCGGCGGCCGUGGACGACUACGUGGAGUACCGGAGAAUUGUAGGUGAGGACGAUGGAGGGAAACUUUUUACUCCUGAAGAGUAUGAAGAAUACAAAAGAAGAGUUUUACCUAUGCGCUUGCAGAAUAGAUUAUUCGUGAGCUGGCGAUCCCCAACUGGAAUGGAUUGUAAACUUGUGGGCCCAGAGACACUGUGUUUUUGUACACACAGGUACAAACAGCAUAAAACUGACUUUGAAGCGGUCCCACAGCAGCGCCCCAUUAGUCUGCCUUGCCGAGUGACCGGCUGCCCGUGCAGGGCUUACCUGUAUGUGCCUUUGAAUGGCACGCAGCCCAUUCGCUGCAGGUGCAAGCACUUUGCUGAUCAGCACAGCGCCACGCCUGGCUUUAUGUGCAGUGCCUGUUCCAAGUGUUCAGGAUUCCAUAGUUGCUUCACUUGUGCUUGUGGUCAGCCUGCGUAUGCCCAUGACACAGUAGUGGAAACUAAGCAAGAGAGGCUGGCUCAAGGAAAACCAGUGGGACGGGAUGUUCCUUAUGCAGCAAUGGGAGGAUUAACCGGCUUCAGCUCACUAGCAGAAGGCUACAUGCGGUUAGAUGACAGCGGAAUUGGUGCACCUUCGCCUGAAUUUUUAGACUCUCCAGGUACGGCCGUGGACCACCCAUUUCUAAAGGCAUUUCAAGCAUCAGCUACUUCCCCAGAAACACUAACAGAUGUAGGUACAAGUAGUCAAGUUUCUUCCUUAAGGAGACCGGAGGAGGAUGACAUGGCUUUCUUUGAAAGACGAUACCAGGAAAGGACAAGAAGAUGAAGAAAAAGAAGACUAUUAUAUAAAUUACCUUCCAAGAGAAGAGGAAGUGAGUAGGGGACAGAGAUAAGCUUGGUUUUCCUGCUGAAGAAUUUUGAAGUAGCGGGGAGAGUCCUCGUAUGAUUUAAGGCAGAGCUAGAAAAUGGAAGUUU